AUGUCCUUAGCAAGAUCAGCCUCGAACAAGUUAGACUGGGCAAAAGUUAUCUCGUCGUUAAAAUUAACAGGUCAAACCGCCACACAAUUAUCUAAUUUCAAGAAGAGAAAUGACGAAGCUAGAAGGAAAUUGUUGGAGUUGCAGCAGCAACCAGUAAAUGUAGAUUUUGAACAUUAUCGCUCCAUUUUGAAGAAUCAAGAAAUUGUAUGGAAAAUUGAAACUUAUUUCAAAUCGUACAAGCCUGUCACUAUCAACAUCUCAAAGCAAUUGGAAACCAUUGAAAAGUUUGAAAAUUACGCUAUGGAUAAUGCAAGAGAGACUGAGAAGUUGGUUUCCUCUGAAUUGAAGUCUUUGGAUGAAACUCUACAAAAUAUAGAAAACGCAAGACCAUUUGAUCAAUUGACAGUGGAUGAUUUAGUCAAGGCCAAACCGGAAAUCGAUGAGAAGGUGGAAGAAAUGGUUAAGAAGGGUAAAUGGGAUGUUCCUGGCUACAAAGAGAAGUUUGGUGACAUGUCCAUUAUGUGA
This is a messenger RNA of Naumovozyma castellii, 525 nucleotides long. RefSeq names its product F1F0 ATP synthase subunit d (gene ATP7). NCBI's taxonomy places the organism in Eukaryota, Fungi, Ascomycota, Saccharomycetes, Saccharomycetales, Saccharomycetaceae. The record is from RefSeq and is a predicted model, not a curated record. Bases 1 to 525 code for a protein of 174 amino acids. The transcript has a single exon.